UACAACAAAUCGCAAGCAGUUUUCGAUACUCGUCGGGUUUCAACUAGGAAUAUUUAGGAUAACGGGGUUCGUCGCUUGGUCAACGAACGUCCUGUUCGUCGGGUCACAAGGAUAACCGGAUGAUUGGAGACAUUACCUACGGUGUGGUGCACUAUUAGCGUGAACUUAGUGAUUAACGAUAAAUUUACCGCCACAGGCUGAGAGUGUGUCCCAUUAUCAAGUCUCGGGCGAGGGACGGUGGCAAAGUGGAAGUGAACAAACAGAAAGCCAACAUUAAAACGCAUGAAACACAACGCAAAGAGUGGCGAAAAACAAGAAUCGACUGAUCAAAUGUGUGUUCAAGCCUCGAAAAAAGCCUGACCAUCACGUUCCCGUUCGGCUCUAGGCUUGUGGGAUCCAAUCGGAUCGAAAAAGGAAAAGAAGAAGAAAAAGAAGAGACAGAAGAAAAAUAGGCUUAUUAAUAUAUUAAUUUCUUUUUGAUUGAUAUGUUGUGUGUUGAAUGAAAACAUAAAAACGUGAAAGAAAGCAAAAGCCCGUGGUGUCGGAAGAGUACAUUUCGCGCCUGGUCCCGUGUUUCGAGCGGUGUGAGGUUGUUUCGGAACUGCAGAAACUACCGAAGGGGGUACAACUUCUGCGUAGUGUCCGAAAAAAAAAACCGAACGACGUCGUGCGAUCUCUGAGGGGUCCUCCCGCGAGUGUAGUGUUGUUACUUGCCGCCACCUUCCCCUCGUGUCAUCGACCAGGGACGAAGUGCGGGUAUUCAGGAGUUUAGUUGCUCCUGCUGCCAGAACUGCCAACGGGAGCGGAGAGUGUCGGUCGAAAACAGAUACACUUUGCCGGGAUCGUUUCGACAUCAUUCGAAAAACAUCGUCAUCACCAACAUCAUCCAGAGACACCGAACGGGGGUCGGGUACAGCUUUUGCUCUGUGGAGUACAAAAAGAGUAUCACAGCGUUAAUAGCGUCGUCGUCGUCGUCGUCGUCGUCGUCGUCGUAGUCCAGCGAACCAACGAACCACAGUUCGGGCCAAGUGUUCGGGAAGGGAAAAAAAACGAGUUUUGUUUUAUUUCGAACCCUCGACCAAAAAAGAAAAAUAUUGAUUUCGGUCAAGUUCAAAGUAAUUUUUUGCAACGUUUACACAAAUACACGAGCCCUGCCAGCUUGGAACAAGUUUAUUAAAUUAUCUACCAAAUCGACUCAUGCCGGACCCUUCGUUGCCGCAUGCCUGUUGGUGGGAGGGGGAACGCACGACGAACCGAUCGCGGUUGCUGUUUUGGGAAGGAAGUGAAGUUUGCUGAGAGCUUUUAGGCGUGUAUGGCGUGGAAAACGGAUUCAGUGCUGGGAAAAGAGGCAGCCGAAAGGAACGCGUCCGUUUGAUUAAUGUGCGCCAAAGAGGAUUAGUCUUUGAAGUGGUACUCCUAGAUAGCCAGAGUGUUGAGUAAGUCUGGGACUGCCGGGGGCCCCUACGCGUAUCGUAUCUCAGAACGGUUCCGGUGCUAGUGAGGGUAGUAUUUCGACUACGGAGCUUACAGAGCUCGGAUUCGGGAAGCAGUUACAUCGUCGGCGGGAGGAAUCGAAAAGGAGAAGAACAGAACUCGCUCUAUUGUGGUCUGAGUUUUGAACGUUGUCUACGACCGCCGCCACAACCAUCGUUACAACAAAAAGCUGACCAUGAGUGUGCAACGCUACAAAUUGAUAUUCAUACUGAUAUUUUUCAUCCAGCACCGAACGAUCGCCAACGAUCCACACGCCCCGGUUUACUCGCGCCCUGGCAUCCGUGGUGGUGGUGGCCCGUCGAAUUUGGCCCAAGAUACCAAAAGUCGAUCGUCAAUCUUUUCCCCCCGACUAGAGUACAACGAGUGGCUUCCCGUCGGUCGUGGGGAUCCUUUGAAGAAUGAUCCAACGUACGACUACAGUCCACCGGUGUUGGAGCGGGUGCGCUACUGGCCGGAAAAUAUGGCCAACAAAGACAAGAGCAGUGACAUCCUGCUGCUAGGAGUGCCAUCGAAAAAAUCCACCUCGAGAGUUGAUCAGCAACAACAUCAACAUCAACAACCAUGGGCAAGCAGUGGUCCGGUGCGAAGGAACUACUAUCACCAUCAAAUCAAUCAGUUACCAACAGUCCUGAUGCCUCCGCCGCUCAACAAUCACCUCCAGCAGGAAAGUAACGAUGGCUAUCUGUGGAAUCAAGCAAGCACACACAACCCACAGCGGUACGAGUCACAAGCAGAAGGCUUUCGCUACAGACCAGGACCAGCACUUCACUCAGCCCACAGCUUCGUGAAUCAGUACUCAGGCUCGAAAUACGCCGAAGCACCAAUGCAUCCGAUCAACUCAUAUCAACAAUCACAGCAACAACAACAGCCGCAUCACAACCAUCCUUACACGACCACCAUUCGCCUAGUAACUCCCAAUGAGCAAAGUCAAAUGAAACCAGUUCUACACACAAUACUGCAGAAUGAAAAAUCCUAUCCCUUCACAAAAUCUUCCAUGACCAACGCAAUUACUGAGUACACCACCAGUUUCUUCAACCCGCAAAGCAUCAAUGCAAUGGCCACCACCGUCAUCCAUUCGCCGCAAACAACAGAAUAUAUUCAAUCGGAAACCUCCAACGCAAUUCCAAAUGUCAGCGUGAACAUUCGAACCCCGGUUGCCACUCCGACCGCCUUCAUGUUACCGAUGACGACAACGACAGCCCGAGUGCCUACUUCUUCAAGUUCUACCGUCACUCCGCCUCCCUCAGUUACGACCGAUUCCCUAUUUUCCCACUAUAACUCACCACCCCGUCCACCGAAGGGCCCACUGUACCUGAUAAUCGAAGGUCAUUCCAAGGUUAAAACGUACGGCCUAAACAACAACAACACUUUGCUGAUACCACCCAAAAUGGUUCCCGUUGUGGGUUCCGCCAAUCCCGUUGUCCGACACGUGGUCAAUCACGACGAAGCCGGAGACGAAAUGGAAGUACCUCACGUCACUAUAAAACCAACCACGAGCACGACAACCGCGCGACCUCUUUCAUCCGACGAGGAAACCAGUGCGGAAAAAUCCGCGAUCGAUUCCCUACUUGGUUUGUUGGAUUCCUCCUUCGGGGGGUAUCUGCUGGAAGGCGAUUCCGGAGGAAAUUCCAUCGACAGUGCCGAAGCGGACAAGGAUUCCAAGGCACGUCGAAACGCCCGAAGCAUUCGGAGCAGGGCACAACAACAGAAGCAAGAGGUGAUCGUUGGAGGUUCAUUUAUGGUCGGUGAAAAAACGAGAACAUUCGAUGGCUACCGCAAAGGAAUUGUGCUGGAUGAGAGACCCACAAUCGUCGAAAAUGCAUUUGAAUACUGAGUUCGGAGUUUAGACAUUCUACUUUUUUUGUUAAGUUUGGUUAUUUCUGAUAUUUAGUUUUACGCAGUUGACGUUAUUUCCACGGUUAUUUCGUGGGAAGCUGUUCGAAUUCCAUGUGACCAUCUGUAAAUAGAACCAACUAGAAUUAGACGCUAGAUUUGUAGGAUUCGCUAGAUUAGGACAUUUUUUUUGUUCAUACACAGUGUUAUCCAGAAGCUCUCUAUGUCAUUUUUUAUGUGAAAAUGCAGCAAGUGAAGGCAAAACAAUAAAUUGU
Messenger RNA from Malaya genurostris, 3602 nucleotides. RefSeq lists its product as uncharacterized. The record is from RefSeq and is a predicted model, not a curated record. The coding region runs from base 1670 to 3328 and encodes 552 amino acids. NCBI's taxonomy places the organism in Eukaryota, Metazoa, Arthropoda, Insecta, Diptera, Culicidae. The transcript is spliced from 4 exons.